AUGGGCACCCGGUGGCCAAGAUCCGCCCACUCUAGCAAUUGGGAGGCGGUGUGCUACGAGCUUUUGGGCGCCGUUCCGGAUAAAAUGGAUGGAGGUAAGGUGGAGAUGGGCUGGUUACAUGCCACCUUCCCCGGUCUGAAUGAAAAUUCAACCGAGAUUGAAAGAAUCCGAUAUGCUCGAUCAUACAUUCUUCAAAUAAUUGGAGGCUAUCUCAUGGCCGACACAUCACGGAGCCGUGUACAUCUAAGGUGGCUGCUAAAACUCGUUGAUUUUAGAGCAGCCGGUGAAUUUAGUUGGGGGUCUGCCGUCUUGGCAACAUUAUAUCGGGAGAUGUGCGGGGCGACCAAACCGAGGAGAGCAAAAAUUGGAGGUUGCCUGUCACUACUGCAAUCAUGGGAACGGUUUCGCUUUCCAUUUCUACGUCCUCGAGUGAACCACCCAUAUACAUUCCCACUCGUAACGAGGUGGAACCAUCCGGCAAGUUAUCGUGGAAUACCGACUGAACUUGAAGAUAUACGGCUUCUAUUGGAGCAACGCUCGGAAGCAGAAUUUCAAUGGACACCAUACGAGGAUCCGGCAGUCCGGGCAAUAAUCCCGGAAGAGUUUUUACAAAAUCCGAACGCUUGGCACGUGAAAGUGGUGUUGAUCAACUAUGCAACCGUGGAGCCCCACCAGACAGACAGAGUCCUACGACAGUUUGGAUGUAGACAACCGAUCCCUGCGGACCCUGAGGAGUUUGACGAGCACCACAAAAUCGACCUUCGGCUAUUAGGUACGGAUUGGCCAUUGUACUGGUCAGUGUACACAGAAAUGAGAGGCGGCGGCAAAUACGUGUCGGAAGGAAAGCGCGAGCCUCAAAAUCCAAGGGGACAAAACUACGAGGGCCCUCAACGAGGCCCAGACAUUCACCCGGUUCAUCAUCGCGACCAUGCAAUCACCGUCCCCAACGAGAGCACCAAUGCGGUCACUGAUGCCGAACCGGAAGAACUAGAAUCCCCACCGGAAGAACAACAACCGCCGCUAGAAGCUAGAGAAAGGAGGAAUCCAGCGCGUAACCGUCGACGGCCGCCAUGUGGAACUGAAUCCCCCGGUCAUAGACAUUGA
Gossypium raimondii (Peruvian cotton) is the source of this 1104-nucleotide messenger RNA. RefSeq names its product protein MAINTENANCE OF MERISTEMS-like. The record is from RefSeq and is a predicted model, not a curated record. The transcript is spliced from 5 exons. Gene Ontology annotation, biological process: meristem maintenance; meristem development. Bases 1 to 1104 code for a protein of 367 amino acids. NCBI's taxonomy places the organism in Eukaryota, Viridiplantae, Streptophyta, Magnoliopsida, Malvales, Malvaceae.